Dictyostelium discoideum AX4 is the source of this 1452-nucleotide messenger RNA. RefSeq names its product adenylate kinase. The record is from RefSeq and is a predicted model, not a curated record. Bases 1 to 1452 code for a protein of 483 amino acids. Lineage: Eukaryota; Evosea; Eumycetozoa; Dictyosteliales; Dictyosteliaceae. Gene Ontology annotation, molecular function: nucleobase-containing compound kinase activity; ATP binding. The transcript has a single exon.
AUGAUAAAAACUUCAAUUAAAUUAUUAAAUAGGAAUAGUAAUAAUUAUAGAAAUUACUUUUUAAAAAUUAAAAAUAAAAAUGUUUUAGUAAAAUCAAAUAAUAAUAAUAAUAAAAAUAAUAAUAAUAUAUUUAAAAGAAAUUAUAAUACACAAACAUCAUUAAAUACUGAUACUCAAAGACAACAACAACAACAAAAACAACAACAACAACAACAAAAUAAUAUAGAAUCUUCAAUUGAUCCAAUUUUAAAUGAUAAUUCUAAUGAAGAUGAUUUAGAGAUUAAAGAUCCUUUAAUUAUUUUCAAUACAGUUUGGAAUAAAUUGGAACAAAAGUAUGGUGCUAAUAAUAUGAGAUUUCCACAAGAGAUCAUAUUGGUAGCAGGUGCACCAGGUUCUGGUAAAGGUACCAAUACCCCUUUCAUGAGCAGUGUCAGAGGUAUCACUGCAGAUCCAAUUGUAAUGAGUUCUUUAUUAAAUAAUGAAGAAGCAAAGAAGAUUAAAUCAUCAGGUGGUAUGGUUAGCGAUAGUAAUGUAUUGGAAUUAUUUUUAGAGGAAUUAAGAAAACCAUGCUAUAGAUCGGGUGUUGUUGUGGAUGGGUUUCCAAGAACCAAUAUUCAAGUGGAACUUACUAAUGCACUCUAUCAAAAGAUGAAGCAAAUGAGAAAGGUAUACUACAACACACCAUUGGCACCCUUCUUCCCUCGACCAAUAUUUAGGGUAACGGUGCUAUUCGUUGGCGAGAAGGAAUCUGUAGAUAGGCAAUUAAGAAGGGGUGACAUAACUCGUGAUACUAAUGUGAAGCUAAAAGAGCAAGGUUUGCCUCUCUUGGAAGAACGUGACACGGAUCUUUCUGAAGAGGCGGCAAGAAAGAGAUACAAGAUUUUCAGAGAUCACUAUUCAACCUUACAAACUUUGAAAAAACAUUUCCCAUUCUCAAUUAUCGAUGCCUCAAAGUCUUUGGAUAAAGUUCAACAAAGUAUAAUCAAGGAGUUUAAAUAUCAAUCCUCUUUGGAACUCUCUCAAGAAACCUUUGAUUUAGUUCAACGUAUACCAUUGGUCACUGAUAUCAUUCAACAUGCACGUGUUGAUUUAAUCACUCGUUUAGAUGAAUAUCAAAAUAGACAUAACAUCCUUUUCACUUCAGUGGUUCAUGUAAUUGAAAAAGAAUUUUUACCAACAAUUCGUCGUCAAGCUAUCGCUGGUAGUACGAUGCUUAGAAUAACAAAUAGUAUUUUCUCAUCAUCAUUGGCAGUCGAUAUGGCUUUGGAUCUCUUAUCAGAGAGAGGUUUCAGAGUUACCUUUGAUAUUAAAACAACUUAUAUACCACGACGUAUUGAUCCAAUAACUCAUGAAAUUACAAAUUUAACAAAACAAGAAUACCAAUUUAAAUUAGAUUUUGAAAAACCUGCAAUUCGUGAUUUAAGUCAAGCUGUUAAAAUUAAUUUAAAUUAA